Molecule: messenger RNA, 702 nt
Organism: Suillus discolor
Lineage: Eukaryota; Fungi; Basidiomycota; Agaricomycetes; Boletales; Suillaceae
Exons: 5
Coding region: 1-702 (233 amino acids)
Source: RefSeq, a predicted model, not a curated record
AUGGAGAAUGACGUCGAGCCUGAUCUCGUCCUUCAUUCCAUUCCUAAUCUCGUCUCCGCAGAUAUUCAUCUACCCUCUCUUCAUGCACUUCACUCAUACACCUGCACGCAGUUAGCACUUGCCUAUGAGGAGGUGAAUGACUAUGCAAGCUACAUGACCUACAAACAACGUACAUUCAACCUCGAAGGCAAGCUAAAUUCCCAGUGGUCUCGCGAUCUCGGUGCAACCGGCCGUCUCAGGAUCCAAAACAAGCUCCAUUGCUGUGGGUAUUACUCCCCCUUCGUCGAAGCUACUGUCUCCCAAAGCUGUUACGCCCGCUCCGUCCUCCCAGGGUGCAAAGAAGCAUACGUCAACUUUGAGAAAUGCGCCUUGGACUUCUGGUACACUAUCGCUUUCCCCCUGGUGCCGCUCCAGCUCGUAAUCAUGCUUGCGGGUCUCUUGUGCUCAAACCACGUAACCUACCGCUUCGGUAAAGGCAUGAUGCCCAAGGCCUAUAGGCUCAGCAUGGCAAGUAUGGCUGUCAUCAUGGAUAAUUAUGCCAACCAACUGGCGGAACAAUACGGCAGCGAAAUCGCGUCUGAUAUCUUAGCGCGGUCUUGGCACCUUGAUUCUGUGACAUAUGCCUCCGGCGUUGCGAACGGGACAGGCACAACAUAUGCACUUUCUCAAGGCAGCUGCCGAAUGCUGGCUGCACGUUCUUGA